AUGGGCGAUACUGUUGUGGGUGCCUAUUAUGGGCCACCUGAUCAGGCUGAGGAAGUUGAUGAGACCUUCUACAGGCAGCUGAUAGCAGCCUUGCAAACACAGGCCCUGGGUCUCAUGAGAGAUUUUAACUACCCAGAUAUUUGCUGGAAGGCCUACGCAGCCAGCCAUUCACAGUCCAGCAGGUUCCUCCAGUGCAUCAAUGAUAACUUCUUGAUGCAAAUGGUGGAUGAGCCAACUAGGAGAGGAGCACUGCUGGAUCUUACACUCACUAACAAGGAGGGUCUGUUUGAAGUGGUGAAGGUUGAGGGCAGCCUUGGCUGCAGCAACCAUGAGAUGGUGGAGUUCAGCAUCUUGUGCGGUAGAAACAGAAUACCAAGCAGGAUCACAACCCUGGACAUCAGCAGGGCCAACUUGGGCCUUUUCAAGCAGUUGCUAGGAGAAGUUCCAUGGGACACGGAAGAUGUGGAAACUGGAGUCCACCUUGAUCCUGCUAUCAAGGAAGUUCAGUACAAUCCCACUUAUGAUACCAUGUUUGCACCUGAGUUUGGACCAGAAAACCCAUUUAGGACUCAGCAAAUGGCUGCACCUAGAAAUAUGCUUUCUGGAUAUGCAGAACCAGCGCACAUCAAUGAUUUCAUGUUUGAACAACAAAGAAGAACAUUUGCAACCUAUGGUUAUGCAUUAGAUCCCUCUAUAGAUAACCCUGAAGUUGCUACCAAGUAUAUUGGUUCUGUAGAAGAAGCUGAAAAAAAUCAAGGUUUAACAGUGUUUGAAACUGGACAAAGGAAAAUUGAGAAAAGGAAGAAAUUCAAGGAGAAUGAUGCAUCUAAUAUCGAUGGUUUUCUGGGACCAUGGGCGAAGUAUGUUGAUGAAAAAGAAGUAGCCAAACCAUCAGAAGAAGAACAGAAAGAGUUGGAUGAAAUAACAGCUAAGAGGCAGAAGAGAGGAAAAAUAGAAGAUGAUAAACCUGGAGAGGAAAAGACUAUAUUACAUGUUAAGGAAAUGUAUGACUACCAGGGAAGAUCUUAUCUUCAUGUCCCUCAAGAUGUUGGAGUUAAUCUCCGUUCAACAGUGCCACCUGAGAAGUGCUAUCUUCCAAAGAAACAAAUCCACGUGUGGUCUGGACAUACAAAGGGUGUCAGUGCAGUUAGAUUGUUUCCUCUCUCUGGGCAUAUACUGUUGUCUUGCUCUAUGGAUUGCAAAAUUAAGCUAUGGGAAGUAUAUGGUGAUCGAAGAUGUCUACGAACAUUUAUUGGACACAGUAAAGCUGUUCGAGACAUCUGUUUCAAUAAUGCUGGCACUCAGUUUCUUAGUGCCGCAUAUGACCGCUAUCUUAAACUCUGGGACACUGAAACAGGGCAAUGUAUUUCAAGAUUCACAAACAGGAAGGUUCCUUAUUGUGUCAAGUUCAAUCCUGACGAAGAUAAACAAAAUCUCUUUGUUGCAGGAAUGUCAGAUAAGAAAAUUGUGCAGUGGGAUAUUCGAAGCGGUGAGAUUGUGCAGGAAUACGAUAGGCAUUUGGGAGCUGUCAACACUAUUGUGUUUGUGGAUGAAAAUAGAAGGUUUGUGAGCACAUCUGAUGACAAGAGUUUAAGAGUCUGGGAAUGGGACAUUCCUGUAGACUUUAAGUACAUUGCUGAGCCAAGUAUGCAUUCGAUGCCAGCUGUGACUUUGUCUCCAAAUGGGAAGUGGUUGGCUUGCCAGUCGAUGGAUAACCAAAUCCUGAUUUUUGGAGCUCAGAACAGAUUCAGAUUAAACAAAAAGAAAAUUUUCAAAGGUCACAUGGUAGCUGGCUAUGCUUGUCAAGUGGAUUUUUCACCUGACAUGAGCUAUGUGAUAUCUGGAGAUGCAGAUGGAAAACUUAACAUCUGGGACUGGAAGACAACAAAACUCUACAGCAGAUUAAAAGCACAUGAUAAAGUCUGUAUUGGUGCAGUGUGGCAUCCACACGAAACAUCGAAAGUCAUUACGUGUGGCUGGGAUGGUCUUAUUAAACUAUGGGACUGAAGAGGAUG
Molecule: messenger RNA, 2015 nt
Organism: Mesitornis unicolor (brown roatelo)
Lineage: Eukaryota; Metazoa; Chordata; Aves; Mesitornithiformes; Mesitornithidae
Gene: CDC40
Product: cell division cycle 40
Exons: 15
Coding region: 1-2007 (668 amino acids)
Biological process (GO): mRNA splicing, via spliceosome
Cellular component (GO): catalytic step 2 spliceosome
Molecular function (GO): mRNA binding; protein binding
Source: RefSeq, a predicted model, not a curated record